AUUUAGGCUUGAAAUAGCCCAUAAAUAAAAUUCGGCCUAACAGAAGCAAUCUAUCCAAUAGAAUAGCGAUGCAACGAUCAUCUCCACCUGUAAAUGAAAACAAUGACACUAACGGCUGGUACCGUUUAAAAAAAGUGGCACAAGCCGUUUCAUACGGGGCUACGCGUACGUAUACGGUAGAAGUCCCUAUACUACAGUCACUGCUAGAAAGAAUAGCCAAGCGUAGGGUUAUGAAUGUCGGUCAAUUAUUGUGUAAUAUCUGAAGCUGACGGGAAUCGGCACCUGUUGGCUGAAUACUACAUCGCUAGCGUGCUUGCGUUGUUACUCUACAUGUACAGUUCAGUGUUCAGUACGUAAUUACAGUACAGCUCGCGAAGUGAAGCGUUCUCAAGGACACAAAUGCGAAGAGCCUCUAUAGCCGCCACUACUACACAUCCAACGUCAACAUCGCAUACAAACUUCCUAUGACGAGGUAAUACUGUCUGUGCAAUAGCAGCUUUGCCAUGAACCCCGAGUCGUUGGCGACAACCCGACGCCGUAGCCACGCUCGUUCUUCAAGCCCAACAAUGGACCCCGUUAAUGGGGCUGAGGCUCCCAUAUCUCGCCCUGGCCCUCGCUCUUCUUCCAACUUGGAGCCGCAGGGUGGGUUGCUGCGCAGAAUCAACUCCCUUCCGGUCGCUAGGAUAUCAAGGACCGCAACGGCGUCGCUAUUUACGCGUACCGAGACCUGGGGCGAUGCAGGUCCUUCGCUCAACCAUAGUUAUGGGCCGGCCAAGGGGCUUCUCGUCUUUGUCCCCAUUGGUAUCGCUGCUGGAGUCUGUGGCCUACCUGAUGUGGCUAUCCUCAUCCUCAACUACCUGGCGUUGGCGUCCUUGGCUCCCUUCAUCACCUUCACCGUCCUGGGGCUCUCUAAUGGCGUGGGAGUCUCGAGUGGCCUCCUAAGGGCUAUCUUUGGAAAUGCCACUGAACUAAUUAUCAGCAUUACUGCUAUGUGCUAUGGCCAGUUCCAGCUUGCCCAGGGGACAUUGAUAGGGAGUACCAUAUUAUACUCCCUUUUUGUCUUAGGUGGCAGUUUCUUGUGCGCCAGCUACGGCAAAGAUCAUCAAAUGUUUAGCAAGACUCGAACGGGGGCCAUGUCAGCUCUUGUCAUGGUCGUGUCCAUUUGCCUCACCAUCCCGACCAUCAUGUCUAUAUCGAACAAGGAAAGCGUACCACAGGAGGGCCGUCAACGCAACAUGCUAAUACUAUCUCACGGUACUUCCGUUGUCCUCUUCUUCCUCUCCAUUUCGUACCUCGCAUUCCGCUUCCAGACUCACCAUAAACUGUUUAACCGCGACCAUGGGCCCACGCGUUCAUUGACCGUGCUUCUCAUGCAGCCAGAGCACGUUACCACGAGCCCUCUCAUCCUGGCUUUCGGCUUCCUAGGCGCCAUGGUCUGCGCUGGGAUCUGCACCAACUAUGUGAUCCGCAACAUUGACCUUACGGUUAAGAUGUUGCACAUAACUAAAUCUUUCGCUGGCCUGGUUCUUCUGCCGCUGGCGGGUAACCUUGCGAAGUCCUUCAACAUCAUUAGGAAUGCGAGACAAGAGGGAAAUAUUUCGCCCAAAACGGCGAACAACUUGGACUGCGCUAUACGAUUAAUCAUGACAAAUAUCCUGGAUACCCUGCUGUUUAUCAUGCCUCUCUUGGUUCUGUUAGGUUGGAUCAUUGACAAGCCUAUGACGAUGCAGUUUGGCCUUUUUGAGACCGUCGUCUUCCUCCAGUCCAUAGUCAUCAUGACAUACUUGGUACAACAUGGCAAGACUACUUAUUUCGAGGGUUUUAUGCUCAUUGGAACAUAUGUCUCUAUCGCUGCCGCUUUCUAUGUCCGCCCUGACGUAGCUGAAGGCGGCACCAACUCAUGGAAAUGAUGGGUAUAAAUAAAAGUAAGGGAAGACAAAAGUCAAUUAUAUGGCUCAAUAAAAAUAGCCAGCGCGAUAACCGUGUACCUAAGAUAAUAAAGUUAGCAAAUGGCAUGCAGAUUUUAUCUUCAAAAC
Messenger RNA from Pseudogymnoascus verrucosus, 2036 nucleotides. RefSeq lists its product as uncharacterized. The transcript has 4 exons. NCBI's taxonomy places the organism in Eukaryota, Fungi, Ascomycota, Leotiomycetes, Thelebolales, Thelebolaceae. The record is from RefSeq and is a predicted model, not a curated record. Gene Ontology annotation, cellular component: fungal-type vacuole membrane. Gene Ontology annotation, biological process: calcium ion transmembrane transport; intracellular calcium ion homeostasis. Bases 504 to 1910 code for a protein of 468 amino acids. Gene Ontology annotation, molecular function: calcium:proton antiporter activity.